Fonsecaea multimorphosa CBS 102226 is the source of this 582-nucleotide messenger RNA. RefSeq lists its product as uncharacterized. The record is from RefSeq and is a predicted model, not a curated record. Gene Ontology annotation, biological process: protein transport; vesicle-mediated transport. Bases 1 to 582 code for a protein of 193 amino acids. Gene Ontology annotation, cellular component: intracellular membrane-bounded organelle. The transcript has 2 exons. NCBI's taxonomy places the organism in Eukaryota, Fungi, Ascomycota, Eurotiomycetes, Chaetothyriales, Herpotrichiellaceae.
AUGAUCAACGCUGUUCUGGUCUUCAACAAUAACGGCCAACCGAGACUGACAAAGUUCUACUCACAACUCGACACGGCGACGCAGCAGUCUCUUCUCUCCCAGAUAUUCAACCUUGUAUCAGCUCGCCCAGCCUCCGCCUGUAACUUCCUGCCGCUUCCUCCCUUGUUGGCUCCCAGUGGCGCGGGCACCAACACUUCACCUGACGCACCUACACAAAUCACCUAUCGCCAUUACGCUACCCUCUACUUCAUCUUGAUCUCGACUUCCACCGAGUCUCCUCUGGCAUUGCUCGACUUCAUUCAGGUGUUUGUCGAAGCCCUGGACAGGCUGUUUGAGAAUGUUUGCGAGCUCGAUCUAAUUUUCGGGUUCGAGACGUUGCACGCCGUUCUCAGCGAAAUGGUCGUCGGCGGUGUGGUCGUCGAGACUAACCUAGAGAAGAUUGUGGAAGGUGUCAGAACCACCGAGGGAGUCAAGGGGAAGAGGAAGGCCGUCAAUGCUCGUGACUCUACCAGCUCCAUAGGGAGGGGCACCGGAUUUGCCGGUCUUGGUUGGGCUACUGGUGGAGGAAGCAGCUGGAGAUGA